This is a messenger RNA of Hydra vulgaris (swiftwater hydra), 2748 nucleotides long. RefSeq names its product tyrosine-protein phosphatase non-receptor type 9. Gene Ontology annotation, molecular function: protein tyrosine phosphatase activity. Gene Ontology annotation, biological process: protein dephosphorylation. NCBI's taxonomy places the organism in Eukaryota, Metazoa, Cnidaria, Hydrozoa, Anthoathecata, Hydridae. The record is from RefSeq and is a predicted model, not a curated record.
GCGUUUAAUUGGCAGGAUUUGGUUUCGUUUUUAAAAGCGGGCUUAACCGCCUCCUACACAAUAUCUUGACCUAGCCUUAAACACCUCCUAAUUGUUUGUAUACAUUUAGAAAUUCUUUUGAUUAUACUAAGCAAAGCAAUUAAAAAAUAGAAGUUAUAGUCAAAAUGUUUGAAUGUUGAUGGUUUUUACAAAACCGGUGAAAUGCAUUAGAAAGAUUUGCAUAUUUUAUUGCUUUAUUUAAAAUAUGGAAGUUCAACAGCAGCUGUUCGAAAAUCCAGUUGAACUUUUAAGUGCUGAAGAACAUCAGGCUGUUGAGGCAUUUUUUGCUAAAGUUGGUAAUGUAGAUGGUUAUGGGGAAAGAUUUUCUAUAACAAAAGAAGAAGCUAUUAAGUAUCUGAUGGCACGCAAAUUUGAUGUUGACCGUGCUCUUUCCUUAUUUUUUUCAUCAAGGACUCUUCGACAACAAUUUGAACUAGAGAAUUUUGAUAUUAAUAAAGAUCCAUUAAAUAAGGAGCUAUUAUCAGGAAAGUUUACUGUGUUGAAUGGCAGAUGUGCUGAUAACUCUAAAGUUUGCUUGUUUUAUGCUCAUAAGCAUUUCCCAAAACUAGUUGACCAUAUUACUGUGAUAAGAUCAAUUGUAUUUCAGCUUGACUGUAUUCUAAAAAGUUAUGAUGUUCAAAGAAAUGGAAUUUCAUUUGUUUAUAAUAUGGAAUCUUCGACUUUUCAAAAUUUUGAUUUGGAACUCGCUAGGAAAGUCCUUCAUCUGUUAAAGGAUGGAUAUCCAGCUCGCUUGAAGCAUAUUCAUGUAGUGUCCUCACUUCUUUGGUUUCGUGCUUCUUUUUUAUUUUUAUCAAGUUGGCUCAAAGAAAAAAUUCGUGACAGGGUGAUACUUGUUAAAGAUUUGAAUGAACUGCAUCACCAUGUACCUCAAUCUAUUCUUCCUAAAGACAUGAAUGGAAAUUCAGAUCAUAACCACGCCCAAUGGAUUCUGGAAUGUAUAAAAUCAUUUGCCGUUCCACAAUCUGUUACAAUAGAAGAUAAACCAGAUGACAUACAAUCUUAUGCAAAAGAAGAGUUUAAUAAUGCAGAAAGCAAUUAUACUCCUAAUGAAGUUUACGGUUCUAAAAAUAGUGAAUAUCAAAUAGUAGAUGUAGAACCUCCUAACAAACCUUUGCCACCUCCACCUGAAAACCCAUUUACUAUUGAUGAACUUUUAGAACAUAUGGCAAAUGUAGGAAGAAAAGGAAUUCAAAAAGAAUAUGACGAGUUGCGUUCUCUUCCUCCUUGUGGUUCAUUUGAAUCAACUUUGCACACUGCAAAUUUACAAAAGAAUCGUUACAACAACAUUCUUGCAUUUGAAGAAACAAGAGUUUGUCUUCAACAAAUAAAUGGUGAUCCGCAUUCUGAUUACAUAAAUGCAAACUACUUGGACUCGCCAACUACCAAAAAGAAAUUUAUAUGCACCCAAGGUCCAAUGCCUCAAACAUACUUUGAUUUUUGGCGAAUGAUUUGGGAGCAUUCAGUUUCAAUUAUAAUUAUGAUUACAAGGUGCACAGAACGGGGCCGCGGAAAAUGUGGUCAGUAUUGGCCAGAGCAAGAAGGUCGAGCAAACACAUUUGGUUACUUAGUUGUUACAAAUCUUGCUUGCGAUAUAAAAUCGGAUUUUACGACGACACUUUUUGAGUUGACCAACACUUUGACUCGAUCUUCACUUCGAGUGUAUCAUGUACAAUUUACUAGCUGGCCGGAUUUUGGUGUUCUUUCAUCUGCCACGCCUAUCUUAGAUGUGCUUGAUUAUGUAGAGUUGUAUCAGGACGAGGCUAGUAAGUACAGAACGAACGCAGCUGAAACUGAAAAAAAUAAUUUGUCGAAUUCUCAGUUAGAAGGAUCUGGAGACUACCAGACUCUUUCACCGAGUGUUGAUUUUAAAGAAAAUUAUAACUUAAAUUGCGAAGAUUCAAAUACAGCUAAACGCUCACCUAUCGUUGUUCAUUGCUCAGCAGGCGUCGGACGCACUGGUACGUUUUGCUGUUUAAGCAACUGUAUUGAUCAAAUUGAAAGUUUAGGAACCGUAGAUGUAUAUAAUACCGUUAAAAAAAUUAGAGAUCAGCGCGCAUUUAGUGUACAAACGCCUGAACAGUAUGAGUUUGGCUACACUUCUAUAAUAGAGUAUUUGAUAAGAAAGAAAUUAAAAAACGAUGAAGAUGUAUCGGAACUAGAAAGUUUUUUAUAUGAUUUUAAAAAUAGCCAAAUAGGUAGCGACAGUGAAUAAUUGUUUUGUCAAUGUUCAUUCGAUAUUUAUAUCGGCAUUGUUAUCGUAUUGAUACACAUUGAAAAUCUUUUUACCAUAAUAAUUAGUGUUUUUUAAUAAAGUUGAUAAGAUCAAAACAAAAACUUUAGAUUGUUUUUAGAAUUAUCAACCAUCCAAUUAGAUAAUAAUGUUUAUUAUACCUGAUUAUAAUAAAUAUAAGGAAUUUACUGUUUAAAAUUUAAUUAUAAAUAAUUUUUUACAUCAUUUUUAAAAAAGUUUUGUUUUGAAUUUUGUGUAAUACUUUUUUUAUGGAAUUAAAAAACAAAACGCUUUUUAACGAACGGAACUUUUUAAUUUGAAUAAAUUUUGCUAUUGUUUAUUGUUUUUGAAGAAGUAUAUAUUGGUUUAAUUUACUGGAAUAUAGGUUAUUUAUAAUAAUUGCUUUGAAAUAGAAAUGAAGUACUUGCACUUUUGAUAAAAUAAAAAAUUAAUUUAAA